This is a messenger RNA of Dissoconium aciculare CBS 342.82, 1221 nucleotides long. Its product is annotated as NAD(P)-binding protein. The transcript has 3 exons. Lineage: Eukaryota; Fungi; Ascomycota; Dothideomycetes; Mycosphaerellales; Dissoconiaceae. The record is from RefSeq and is a predicted model, not a curated record. The coding region runs from base 1 to 1221 and encodes 406 amino acids.
AUGUCGACCCCCGCUGAUAAUACCGCGACUUCAUCGACGACGACGACGACUGCCAAUGGCUCAGCAAAGCCGACCGUAUUGGUCAUUGGCGCACUCGGUUUCAUCGGACGGUAUCUCACCAACCACAUCCAUGCCAACAACCUCGCCUCCACAGUCCGACUCGUCGACAAACAAUUACCUCAACUAGCUUCCCUCGCUCCCGAACACAAAGAUGCUUACAGCGAAGAGAAUUUCAUGCAGGCCGACGCCUCACGCGAGCAAGCCUUGUCACGCAUCUUCGACCUCCCACCCGGCGCCGAUGGCAAGUCCCGCGAGUUCGAUUAUGUCUUCAACUGCGGCGGCGAAUCUCGCUUCUCGCAGGAAGAUGAAGUCUACAAACUCCGCAUCCUCACCUUGAGCCAGAUCCUCGGCAAUGAAGCCGCCCGCCGUGGUGUCCGCGCCUUCGUCGAAGUCAGCACCGGCACCGUCUACAACCCGAAUCGUACACCUGUCAACGAGUCGGGCAAGACAACAAAGCCUCACACGCGUUUGGCAAAGUGGAAACUAGCCGCGGAGGAAGAGUUGGAAAAGGCACCCGGUCUGCGCCUCGUUGUGAUGCGCUUCCCGAACCUUUAUGGAGCUUACGGCGGCGCCUGGCUCGCAACACAACUCGCCCUCGCGCGGGUCUACCAAAGCCGCGAACCUCGCGAGACGAUGAAAUGGCUCUGGAGCGCCGACCUCCGCGUCAACACGCUCCACGUCGAGGACGCCGCGCGCGCCGCCUGGGCCGCCGCCGAAUGGCGCGCCACCCACGACCACCUGCCAGAAACCUCCGAAAAGUCCCCGCCAUCUCGCAUCAUCUUCAACGUCGUCGACCACGGCCAGACCACCCAGGGCACCAUGGCGACCCUCAUCUCCGAGGUCUUUGGCAUCGAGACCGGCUUCCAGAACACUCUGAUCAACACCUUCGCGCGGCUGAACCUCGAACACGUCGUCGAUGAUGUCAACGAUGACACCCUGGAUGACUGGGCGGAUCUCCAGGAGGCCGCGGGGAUCAAGAGCAAAGGUGCGGGACUGCUGAGCCCGUUCAUGGAGAAGGAGAUUUUGAGGGACGCAGAUUUGAGUUUGGAUGGAGGGUUGUUCGAGAGCGUGACGGGAUGGCGACCGGUGCAUGAAAAAAUCACGGCCGAUGAGAUACGGAAGGUCAUCGAGGGCUUCAAGAAGAUGAACUGGUGGCCCUGA